CGGUGGUUUAGUCUCGGAUUCUUCGUGACAGAAUUCGGCGAUCGAUUUCUUCGUGAGCAGUGUAGCAAGGGCAUGGCAGCGAUGAAGAUGACCGCUAGCGAUAGAUUUGCUACGAACGCGGGACGAGAAGAGUUGCAUAGAUUUCGACCAGACCAGAUGACGACUGACAGUGGAGGAUCAAUUAGAGUGGUACUAAGGAUACAGCUUCCUCCUGAACCACCGUCAUGGGUUGUACGAGGUGAUAGAGUCCGUGAAUGUUUUCCUAUUAGUUAUUAUUAUUUCGUCAUUUGGCUUCUUGUUAUCAUCUAUGUUGUUAAGUUUGUCAGUUUGUUUGGGAGUUCGGCCUUUUUAUGUCAUUGAGUAUGUUUGGAUCUAUGAGAAUAUGGAUGGUUGUGUCAAGUCCGCUAAAUGGUUAGCGAUUGACGUUGCUCUUUCAGGGGUGACCGUCUCAAAGUCUGAUCAUAGGAUUACAGUCGUAGUUGUUGGAAUUUAGUUGGUGUCAGUUUUGUUUUUCCUUUGAUUGAUGUAAUGAUCCUGAAACUUAGUAUAUGAAAGAAGAUUAGUUGACGAUAAAAAACUUU
Molecule: messenger RNA, 581 nt
Organism: Cuscuta epithymum
Lineage: Eukaryota; Viridiplantae; Streptophyta; Magnoliopsida; Solanales; Convolvulaceae
Source: the annotation of a GenBank genome assembly